AUGAAGCUUUUAUUGUGCAUCCAUCUUGCACUCCUUGGUGUUGUUGCUGUCCAGGGGACGCCGCUGAAUGGUGUCGGCGUUGAUGCUGGCCCCAACGGCAGGAAGCCGGAUGCGAUGACACUUAUACGUGAGCUGCAAACCGACCCCCACGGUUUCAAGCAUGUGGGCGAUGAUGGAAUCGGCCGAUCCUACGACAGAAACGGCAAUGUGAUUGACGUCUUAAGACUGACCAACGACGAGCUCAUGCAAGUUGCCUUCACUCAGACAGACCCUGAAGCCAAAAAACACCUGGAAGAGGUCUGGGCUGGAGUCAAUGGCCAUGAGACUCCAGAGAAGGAUUUGUUUUCGCCGCCCUACAACAUACUCCCAACCAGGCUGACGAACCCGGAGUUUCAAGAUUCCCUUCAAAUGGUGGAGGAGGAAAACCUCGCCCUUCUCCAAAAAAAGAAUGCGAAAGGCGGGCUCACUCCUAACAUUAAUUGCCGUGCGUUUACUUGCAGAAACAGCGCUUUCUGCUUGUCUCAAGGCUGCACGAGCUGUGUUCAAUACGAUAAGUUCAUGGGUAUGAACUGUAUCUAA
Paracoccidioides lutzii Pb01 is the source of this 579-nucleotide messenger RNA. RefSeq lists its product as hypothetical. The coding region runs from base 1 to 579 and encodes 192 amino acids. The transcript has 3 exons. The record is from RefSeq and is a predicted model, not a curated record.